AUGAGUCUUCAGCCUGCUUGGCAUCUGGCCGGAUCUUGCAGCGGCAGCAGUGCUAGUCGCGACUUCCUCUGGCACGGAGGACCGGCGGGUCGUUGGCGAACUGGUGGUGGUAGCAGUGGAAACUCCUGCCUCCGAAUGCUGGGGGUCUCUGUCGCCUCACCCUGCUUACAUCCCCGUGUGGUGUUUUGGAUCCCUCUUUAUGGGAUACAGGGCUCGUCUGAUACAGAUAAUCCCCAACGACCCAGUCCGGCCUGUCUAGUGGAUGGUUUGCGCCGCCUACUGACAGGUCUCAACGACAAAGAUGAGGUCCUUUCCCCGGCUCCCCGACUGCUGGUGUGGGAUGCCAAAUGGUGGUCUCGUGUAGCUUCCGAGGUGUUGGGAUUCCAGUGCCCUAAUCUCCUUGACCCCAAUCUCUGUGGUUGGUUGAUGGACCCGGAUCGUGGCCGAUUGAGUCUGCGUGAAGUUAUAAUCGAGCCACCUGAUCCGGGGGGUUUGCGCAGAAACCUCCUAUCACUCUUUGUCUCCUUGGGCUACUCUGUGGAUCCAGUGACCCAGCUCGGCGACUGGAAUAAGCUCACUGCCUGCAGUUGCGACUCCCAAUGCUCUCCCAGUCUCGGUGGUGAUGACCACUGUCAUCCCAGGCUCCUUUUCACUGCCACCCAGCAGCCACCCUCUUUCUCCCUCCUGUCCUGCGUCCCCAAUUCUGCUGUUCAGGCUUUCCUUGUUGCCACCUGGUGGGCAAAUCGCUGCAAAAACAUCACACCCCUGUACCCGCUUCUCAACACGGAGACUGAGAUCGCAAUCAUGUUGGCAAAGUCGGAGGCCUGUGGGUUCGUUCUCCACUUGGACAUUCUCCUGGACUGUCAGACUAAACUGCAGAAGGCCCUUGUUCAGCUCGAGCGCCUAGCUCAUCGGCUGGUUGGCUGCGAAUUCCAGUUGGAUUCCCCGCGUGAAGUUGCCAAUGCCCUAUACACCCGCCUACAUCUCCCUGUGUUCUCGAGCCUGACCGCAGAAUUAGCAGCCAGUCGUAGAGCUCGUCGAGAUCGUCUGGGUUUCGGCGUUCGCAGCACUCGGCCGCGUCAACUACCCACCACUAACGCUGCCCUUCUCCAACUGGCGCCACUUCAUCCUCUUCCGCGCAUCAUAAUUGAGUGGCGUCGGAUCAAUGGCCUCCUUUCUAAGACUUUUGGCUCCCUCGUGGCCUCCUGUUCACGUUCUUUGGUCGACUUUUGUGUAGCGUCAGAUGGACAGCAACUCAACGUGCCACCCUCAAAACUGCGAAUAACUCCGACCUAUGACGUCUUCACAGCCACUGGUCGGAUAGUGUCCGCUCAUCCCAACCUGCAGUCAGUUCCCAAAACGUUCACCAUCAGCUGGCAGGAGCUGUUGACUAGGCCGCCUCCGAUCACCGUCUUCCUUGGAAAGAUAUACUCUGUCCUCAUGACCCUUUCUAUGCACUUGCUCGCUGCUCACUGGCUAAAACGUCCGGAUGUGGAGUCCAUAAAUGAGCUGGAAAGACAGAACGCCAAGCAGUUGUGUUACGCCAUCAUCUACGGCAUGGGUGCUCGAGGGUUGGCCACCAGUAGAGACAUCGAGGUGUCCGUGGCGCAAUCCAUUAUUGACGACUUUAUGCGGGCUUUUCCAGGUGUGUCAAAUUUUAUUCGACAAACAGUCCAAUCUGCUCACAAGACAAACCGAGUAAGCACAGUCGUUGGCCGCUCGCGAUUCCUCGCCGGUUUGACUGGCUCCACCUCAAAGGACUCCUGCGACGAACCGUUGGCGGAGGUGGAUAAGCCGACCACAACGAGCUGCCCUCCUCCUCGUCCUUUCACUGAUACAGGCAUAGUGAAACCCGCUCUCGCCUGUGCUAUUGCAAAGGCCGAACGGCAGGCUGUUAACAGCGCAGUGCAGGGAAGUGCCGCUGAUGUGGUCAAGGCCGGUAUGCUGGAGGUAGAUAAAGCAGUUCGGCGACUGCUCUCCUCAAGCGAAGAACCCAAACCUUCUCUGUGCAACAUGGUACUCCACCUCCACGACGAACUCAUCUACGAGGUUGUAAUGCUGCCCUAUUUGAAGUUUAUACCGAUAGUUGGGCCAGCGGCUGCUGCUCCACGCUUUUCGAGCGCGCUUCGACACUGCCUUUCCUCGGCCGGUUUAAAGUUCAAUAUGACUGUGCCUCUGCCCGUGAAGAUUAAAGCCGGCCCACGUUGGUCUGAACUUCAGCCCGUAGACUGGUGA
Messenger RNA from Dibothriocephalus latus, 2235 nucleotides. The record is from the annotation of a GenBank genome assembly. NCBI's taxonomy places the organism in Eukaryota, Metazoa, Platyhelminthes, Cestoda, Diphyllobothriidea, Diphyllobothriidae.